Cordyceps militaris CM01 is the source of this 4869-nucleotide messenger RNA. RefSeq names its product ATPase, AAA-type, core. The record is from RefSeq and is a predicted model, not a curated record. Gene Ontology annotation, biological process: intra-Golgi vesicle-mediated transport. The transcript has 7 exons. Gene Ontology annotation, molecular function: ATP binding; ATP hydrolysis activity. Lineage: Eukaryota; Fungi; Ascomycota; Sordariomycetes; Hypocreales; Cordycipitaceae. Gene Ontology annotation, cellular component: COG complex. The coding region runs from base 1 to 4869 and encodes 1622 amino acids.
AUGUCCAAGCCCGAUGUUGCUGAGAAGGGUGACGAACGUCAGGUACCUGUUGCCUGCCAACCUGCUUACCUGCCUGCCAACCUCAUGUGCGCCAAUGUGCAAGCAGGUCACGGGAUCAACCAGAAAAAGCCUAGCGCCGAGAUUGUGAUUCUGUUUCCUACUGCCCACUGCAGCAUCAUGUCACAGGCUGCGCCUUCAGGAAUGAGCAACCGCAGCGAGCACCGAAGAGCAGGAGAUGCACAGGGUCAGUCGGCCGUAACGAACAAGGGAACAAAUCCUCUAGCCACCAAAGUAUCAGCUGUCUUGUCUACGUCAUACUCUGAUGCAGAAUUUCGUGGCACAUUGGCUCUGAUAGAUCAACGCGGCAUAAGAAACGAUGGGAAAACACGGCGAAGACUCCGAUUAGAACUGCAAAAAGAUGUCAUUGAGAAGAAUGGCCGGAUAUUGGAUGAUUUUAGUACUGUAUCAGAGCAAUUGAGACGUAUCAAAACGAUACUUGAUAAACUCAAUACCGAUUAUUCCGAGAUGAAGCGCAUGGUAGCUGCAGCACACAGCGAAAUGGAGCCGUCACUUGCAGAAGCAUCGGCUCUGCUUGAGAAGCGAAGAAACACUGAAAGGCGACGGCACCUGCUACAAGCUCUACGUGAUCGAUUCGUUUUAUCCGAAGAUGAAGAAUUGGCGCUUACCUCAACUGUCGAGCCUGUAAAUGAUGCUUUCUUUGCCGCCCUUGCGAAGGCCAAAAAGAUCACUCAAGAUUGUGAAGUACUCCUCGGUUUUGAAAGGCAGACCUUGGCUUCUGAGAUUAUGGAGAAGGCAUCACAGAAUAUUGGAUUUGCCUACCAAAAGCUGUACAAGUGGGUUCAGCGAGAAUUCAAGAUCCUUGAUCUCGAAAACCCCCAAAUGAACGCUACCAUGAGAAAGUCUCUCACAGUGUUGGCCGCCCGACCCUCGUUGUUUCAAAAUUGCCUCGACUUCUUUGCAGACGCAAGACAGCAUAUCUUGUCUGGCUCGUUCUUUAAUGCUCUGACUGGGGAUAGCGCCAGUGAAGGUUCUGCUGCUGUCAAACCGAUCGACAUGAUUGCACAUGAUCCUCUCCGCUAUGUCGGCGAUAUGCUAGCAUGGAUUCACUCGGCCGCAGUCAGCGAAAGAGAAGUUCUGGAAGUUCUUUUUAUUGCCGACGGCGAGGAAAUCGUCAAAGGUAUCAACAGCGGCCGAGACGCUGAGUUGUGGCGCAUCAUUUCGGAUGGUGAAGACGAGGAAUUCAACACAUUAAAUGCAUUAAACAACCUAACCGACAGAGACGUGUCUGGCGCAGCUCGUAUACUUCGACAACGAGUAGAGCAAGUCAUCCAAGCUAACGAGGAUCCGAUCUUGGCAUACAAGCUAGCAAAUCUUCUCAAAUUCUACGGCAUCAUGCUCCUCAAAUUACUCGGACCAGACUGCCGUCUUCUAGACUCCGUUCACAGCAUGGAAAAGGAGGCCAUGAGACAAUUUAGGGCUUUACUCCGAGAACACAUUUCUGCUGUUCGAGCCGAACCCCAAACUAUUCCCUCUGAUCUAAGCCCGCCAGUGUUCCUGCAGGAUGCCCUCAAGCAGGUUCAAGUCAUGCUGAGCACCUACGAAACAUCUCUGUCAAGUACUGAGAGCGGGGAAGCCGGGCUCGAAGAAGUCCUGACUGAGGCGAUAGACCCCUUUAUUCUCGACAGUGAAGCUUUAGCAAGGUCUUUGCCACUCCCACGCAGUUCUAUAUACCUGAUCAACUGUCGCCUGGCUGUUUCGAAUUAUUUCAAGCAAAGCAACUUGACGAGCAAACGGGGAGAGCAGAUCAGAACAUCCAUCAAUGGAGAGGCAGCAGUCCUUACAGACUCUCAAUUGGAUUUCUUCCAUCAAGGUUCAGGCCUGUCUGAUGUAAUAGCGACGAUAAAGCAACGCGGACAUUAUGACGUCGACUUCAUUACAGCCAGCAAGCUUUCUGCUUCGAGCAGUGAAUUGGAUCACUUUCUGCCAUCAGCAUAUAUUGAUGCACUGGAGCGUCUCGGCGAGCUGCAGGACUUGGGUAUUGCGCGAAAAAUAACAGAUGAAGCUGCUGAGCGCUUUUGCACAGACUUUGAGCUACUGGAGAAGUAUAUUGACGGACUGUGUGCAAGCCAGGGGGACAGCGAUGGAAAUGGCAGUUUCCGAGCCGUGUUCCCGCGCACAGCAAGUGAGAUUCGGCGCACAAGCACGGGACGUGCCUGGGCACAACAAGAAACGAAUCCGGGUCGGGUAGGUUUAGGUUUUGACAACACUCUCCGCGGCACCAGGACUGGCUCCCAAUACCACGAUCCGGCAUUCUUCUUCAAAGCUACCAUCGCGCAACCCUCGCCAGCCCGGAGCAUAGCCAACGCUCAUAUCGACUACUAUGUGCAUAACACCUUUGCAAUGUUGCGCAACCGAGUAUUUACCGCUCUGCAGAAGACGUACGAUGAAAGCUACUUGAGCUGCUCCACAGCAGUCUACUACGAGAGUCAGGGAGACGAAACCGAGGCUCUGAGGCACUGGCGCAAUGCCAUCGCCCUAAUAUACGAACAUAACGCAACCAAAGCGAUUCCAGGCUAUGGACCUCAGACUGAUACCGAGAAGGCGCUUGUCGAUGCUUUGAAGGAAUUAGAACUCCAAUGCAAGGAGAGGCUCGAUCUUUUGGAGGCGCUAAAGGCGUCCAGGGAAGACGAAACCAGCUCUGAUACGGGCGGCAAAACUUCCAAAACGCCCAGCCCAUUUGAUUCACCCACACGAUCAAAGGGCUCGAUCGGAAGUGGUACAAUCCCCGCGGUUACAUACUCUCAACUAUCACGUCCUGUUCUUCCGCCACGGCCACCGCUACCCAUUCGCACAUUGUCGGAGAUCCCGCAGUCUGGAGAAAGCUCACAUGCCAGCGAUGCCAUAUUUCACACCCGGUCCGGUUCUAGACCACCAGCUCUGAGCGUGCCGCCAAAAUCCGAUCGAGCAUAUCGAUCACCCAGCCCCGAAAAACACACAAUGCGCACGACCCUUCGCUCUUCCAAAUUUGGCGAAAAGGGGUCAGCACCUUCACGGAAAUCAGCGCGGCCGGUAGCUGAGGGGUCAAGCAAGGCGGCAACCCUAGCCUGGAGCGCUCUUGGAUCGCGAGAGCGUCUUCAGCGCACACCGCCUGCUGAGAACAUGUCUUCGACAUCCACGAACAACUCUAAAAAGGUCGCAGAGCAUCUUUUCAAAAAAAGAUCAACGUCGACACAAUGGGACAGCCACUCCAGAAGACUCGUUCAGCCAAAGGAUAUAGAUGGUAGUACAAAUGGUCAAUCGACCGGCGCGCGGCACUCUGACGAAUACCCGUACACGAACCCAUCUUUCCUAUCUGUGAGCGCAGCGUCUAGUGCACUUAGCUCAACAGCCCAGCUGGAAUCGCAACCAACGGAAAGUACUUCAGCUCGUCUGGAGCGUCACCAGCCUUCUCGUCCUUUAGUCAGGCAGCAGAAACAGGAGCAUUUUAACGGAUCGAGAACGGCAGAUGAGUCUGGAGAGUGGUCAGACAGACGCAGCGCAUCUGGUGCUCCGAUGCGAAGAAAAGUAGUGACAAGACAACCCGGUGCCAGUGCAGCAACGCAAAGCACGAUCAAACCGGAACAAACAACCCGACAUCGCCGGCGGGAUCGACCCAAGACGAGGCAUGCAUCUGUAUCCAGUAUUUCGGGGGAUGAUGCAGAAGGUCACAAUGUGAAAUCAAACAAUAACACCUCUGCCAAUCGUGGCAUUGCCCUGCGUCCAGGUGCUACUACUAAUAACUCGAGACCUUCAAAACGCAAUGAAGACAAAAAGAAACCAGUGGAGGUUGACAACUCAAGCGAAACGUCGGAAGAAACCGAGGAGAGCAUCGCCGAGAAGGCAUGGAAAAGGAAGAAGGCAUCAAUUUUAAGAAAUCUUCCCCUUGGUGUCGACGAGGGCGCAGCCAAGCAGAUUCUGAAUGACAUUGUCAUUAAAGGCGAUGAAGUACGUUGGGGCGACAUUGCCGGGCUCGAAAUUGCAAAGAACGCGCUGAGAGAGACUGUCGUUUACCCAUUCCUGCGUCCUGAUCUGUUCAUGGGUCUACGAGAACCAGCUCGAGGUAUGCUUCUAUUUGGGCCGCCAGGAACAGGUAAAACUAUGCUGGCCAGGGCGGUGGCUACCGAAUCGCGAUCUACAUUUUUCUCCAUUUCAGCAAGCAGUUUAACGAGCAAGUAUUUGGGAGAGUCAGAGAAGCUGGUUCGAGCUUUAUUUGGUCUAGCACGCUCUCUGGCGCCAAGUAUCAUCUUCGUGGAUGAAAUCGACUCUCUCCUUUCCCAACGGUCCGGCUCGGGUGAGCACGAGGCGACCCGUCGCAUUAAGACUGAAUUUCUUAUUCAGUGGAGCGACCUUCAAAGAGCCGCAGCUGGACGUGAAACGACAGAGCGGGACAAAGAGCGCGGUGAUGCAAACCGUGUACUCGUCUUGGCUGCAACUAACUUGCCAUGGGCUAUUGAUGAGGCGGCGAGGCGGCGCUUCGUCAGGAGACAAUACAUCCCCUUGCCGGAGCCAACUACAAGAGAAACACAAAUACGCACACUCUUAGGCCAACAGAAACAUAGCCUGUCACCUGGCGACGUCCAGAGAUUGGUGGGCCUGACUAAUGACAUCACAGCACUGGCAAAGGAUGCGGCAAUGGGGCCACUAAGGUCUCUCGGCGAGGCCUUGCUCCAUAUGACCAUGGACGAAAUUCGGCCGAUUGGCCUGGUAGACUUCGAAGCAAGUCUCGGUACUAUUAGACCUAGUGUAAGCAAGUCCGGUUUAAAAGAGUAUGAGGAUUGGGCACAGGAGUUUGGGGAGCGCGGCGGCUAG